Messenger RNA from Chenopodium quinoa (quinoa), 1512 nucleotides. RefSeq lists its product as uncharacterized. Bases 1 to 1512 code for a protein of 503 amino acids. Gene Ontology annotation, molecular function: protein dimerization activity. Lineage: Eukaryota; Viridiplantae; Streptophyta; Magnoliopsida; Caryophyllales; Amaranthaceae. The record is from RefSeq and is a predicted model, not a curated record. The transcript has 2 exons.
AUGAACAAACAAAAAUCUAUUACCUCCUUUUUCAAACGAAAAGAGCUAGAAAAUGACACAACACCCGACGAAGAUAAUCCAGUUAAUGAAGAUACCCCUACCCGAACACAUAAUCAUGAAGAAGGUCCAUCGAUUAUUGAUAUUGACAAUGUGGCUAUUAAUUAUUUAGAACGUGAUCCAGGGUUACGUCCUCCAAUAUGGGCUUAUCCAAUUGGAAAACGAAAUGAAAUAAGACGUGCUUAUAUUAAAUUAGGGCCUUAUCAACCUCAAUUGGCAGAAUAUCCAUUUUCAGGGCCUACAAAGCAUCGUCGCCGAUUUCAAUCUACUUGGUUUGUUGAGUUCCCAGAUUGGUUGGAAUAUUCACCUUCUAAAGAUGCUGCAUUUUGUCUACCUUGUUAUCUGUUUACUGAAACACCAAAUUCUCGGGUAAAAUCGUUUACUUUGACCGGAUUCAAAAAUUGGAAAAAAGUCAAUGACGGGAAACAUUGUGGGUUCCUUGCUCAUAUUGGAGAAGGUCCAUUUACAACUCAUCAAAAUGCGGUUCAAUUAUACAGGACUCUUCCUAAGCAAAAAGCAAAGAUUCUGUUAGUACUUGAACACAUCUCGAAUGAUAAGUCUUGUAAUUCUACUCAACGUGGGGAUGUUGAUGUUGCUUUAGAUCUAAUGAUUUCCUUUGAUUUUGUGUUCAUUGCCCAUUUAAUGGAAGAAAUUUUAGGAAUUGCUAAUGUUCUAUGUCAAGCCUUACAACAAAAGUCCCAAGAUAUUGUCAGUGCUGUGAAAUUAGUGUCUACAAAUCAUGCACUAAUUCAGGAAAUGAGAGAAAAUGGAUGGGAAAGUUUUUUAGAGUCGGUGGUAUUGUUUUGUCACCAACAUGAUAUUUUAAUACUUGAUAUGAAUUCUCCUUAUAUAGCUCGUAGGGGUCGAGCUCGUCAUCAACAAGAUCGAGUUACGAUGAAUCAUUUUUAUCGAGUUGAAAUAUUUUUAGGUGCAAUUGACAAACAAUUACAAGAGCUAAAUCGGAGAUUUAAUGAUGACUCUUUGGAGCUCUUAACUUUAUCAUCUUUGUUAGAGCCCAAAGACGGAUUUAAAAAUUUUGAUCUUAAGAAGGUUUGCUUGAUUGCAGAAAAGUUUUACCCCGUGGAUUUUACGGAGCAAGAAAGGUACAAUUUGAGGUAUCAAUUGCAACACUUUUUUUGUGAAGCAAAAAAUGAGCCUAGUUUGACUCAUCAUUCUACCUUGGAGGAAUUUUGCGAACACUUGGCACAAACAGGAAAAUCAAAUGUAUACUUUUUGUUUGAUAGACUAAUACGUCUAGUUUUGACCCUUCCUGUCUCCACAGCUACCACUAAAAGAGCAUUUUCAGCAAUGAAGAUCAUGAAAACAAGACUACGUAACAAGAUGGAGGAUGAGUUUUUGGCCGAUAGUUUAGUUAUUUCCAUUGAAAGGAAGAUUUCUAAGUCAUUUAGUACUAAAUCAAUAAUUGAUGAUUUUAAAUUAUUAAAAGAAAGAUGA